Messenger RNA from Aegilops tauschii subsp. strangulata, 535 nucleotides. RefSeq names its product salt stress-induced hydrophobic peptide ESI3. Lineage: Eukaryota; Viridiplantae; Streptophyta; Magnoliopsida; Poales; Poaceae. The record is from RefSeq and is a predicted model, not a curated record. Gene Ontology annotation, cellular component: membrane.
GACGUGUGCUACAUGAUCUGGCAAUCCAAAUCAUCCAAUCCAGUCGCCUCUUUCAGAAGGGAAAGCAGAGAGAAAGAAAGAAGCCAGAAAGCCUCGAGUGAAGUGAGCAAGCCAUGGGCUCGGCAACAGUCCUGGAGGUGAUCCUCGCCAUCAUCCUGCCUCCCGUCGGCGUCUUCCUGCGCUACAAACUCGGCGUGGAGUUCUGGAUCUGUCUCUUGCUGACCAUACUGGGGUACAUACCGGGGAUCAUCUACGCGGUGUAUGUGCUGGUAGUUUAAGCAACAGCCUCUGCUGCAGGGUCCGGGCUUGGACGAGCGAGUCGCUGUGCACGAGCAACUGAUGCUGUCUGUGUUAAGAUAGCAUGUCUUUGUGUAAGCUUGUAUGUAUUGAAUAUUGCGGAUUUCAAUUUUUUUUGAAACUUGGUAUUGUUGAUGUCACGAGUGUACGUAGCUCGAGGGCUUUAGAGCAUUCGUCGGCUCCAGUGUUUGUGAUCUUAAAUUUAAAGUACUUCGGAAGCAAUCGAAGUGCGAGGUCA